Molecule: messenger RNA, 1331 nt
Organism: Dreissena polymorpha
Lineage: Eukaryota; Metazoa; Mollusca; Bivalvia; Myida; Dreissenidae
Product: zinc finger and BTB domain-containing protein 41-like
Exons: 4
Coding region: 545-1036 (163 amino acids)
Source: RefSeq, a predicted model, not a curated record
UGCGUGCGUUUGUGUGUGUGUGUGUGUGUGUGUGUGUGUGUGUGUGUGUGUGUGUGUGUGUGUGUGUGUGUGUGUGUGUGUGUGUGUGUGUGUGUGUGUGUGUGUGUGUGUGUGUGUGUGUGUGUGUGUGUGUGUGUGUGUGUGUGUGUGUGUGUGUGUGUGUGUGUGUGUGUGUGUGUGUGAGUUUGUAAAACCUACCAACCGGGGAAAAUCGUAUGAAUACACACCAACAAACCGGGGAACACCUACCAACCGGGGAAUUCCCCGGUUGGUUUUAGGCGAAAAUCUCUAAUCUACGUGAAUGAAAUACCAAACUGUCAAUUUAAAUUAGAAAUCCAACGCCUUCCCCGAUUAGCGGGUUUGUGGCAUGCACAAAAUAUACACAAAUCUUCACCAUAUUACAAUCGAGUGUGUAUCCAGGCUUAUAACAGUUCCCCGGUUGCGCUGUUUAAAAAUCAUACACUCGGUAUUUAUAUCAUUUAGUGAAAGUCAGUUGGAAAAAUGGAGUUUCGAGCGAACAAACGCAUUAAACUAAGGCAACACAAUGACUACUAGAUCUACGGACAGCCAGGAACCAGGACAAACAACAUCCGUACACACGGAAGAUGUCGAUGAGACGAGUACCGAAACUAAAGAACAUAGCGACACUGCACACGAGUACAAUUCACAAGAUGCAGCAGAAAAUAUGUUGAACAGUGAAUCAUCGGAUAUCGAUGAUAGUGACAAUGACAAAGACUAUAUUCCGGAAGAAGGCGAUGCAUCGUCAGAUGAGUCCAUAGUUGUCGAACUCAUACCAAACAUUCAAAGAUUUCAAAAGAAGACAGCGUCAACACUACCUCCUGUUGAAUCCUUGCAAUCUCGUGAACGUGACGAAUCAUCCGCAGAGGCACACAAAACCAACAUCACCAUCGCUCAAACAAAUAACAGUGAAUACAGACAUUACGAUAAGAGAUUUUAUUGCAUGUUUUGCGAAAAGGCUCAAAUAAAACUAAAAAAAAACAUUUGCUUUUGCAGCAUAAAGAUGGGCAAGAUGUGAAAGAUCUAUUAAAUACGGAAAAUUCAGCAGAAAAUAAAAAAAUGUAUGAAAAAAUAAGGAACGUAGGGAACCAUCUCCAUAAUGUUAAAGUAUUGCGAGAUGGCCAAGGACAGCUGUUUGUGUCAUACAGACAAAGUCACAAUCAACGCGUAGCUGCAGACGAGUAUGGACCUUGUCCUUACUGUUACGGGUAUUACCCGAAGAAAAUCCUGUGGAGGCACACUCAAAAAUGUAAGUUUACAAUGCGGCGGGAUCAAGAAAACGACUCGCUUUAGAGAGCAGCCUGCUAUUACCA